Cydia amplana is the source of this 1562-nucleotide messenger RNA. RefSeq names its product zinc finger protein 729-like. NCBI's taxonomy places the organism in Eukaryota, Metazoa, Arthropoda, Insecta, Lepidoptera, Tortricidae. Gene Ontology annotation, molecular function: RNA polymerase II cis-regulatory region sequence-specific DNA binding; DNA-binding transcription factor activity; zinc ion binding. Gene Ontology annotation, biological process: regulation of transcription by RNA polymerase II. Gene Ontology annotation, cellular component: nucleus. The transcript is spliced from 7 exons. The record is from RefSeq and is a predicted model, not a curated record. The coding region runs from base 92 to 1486 and encodes 464 amino acids.
UGUUGAUAUUGCUCUGUAAUCAAAAAUAGUUAAUUGAUUCCAUUAUUAUACCGAUUCUUUCAAUAAAUACGCACUACUGAAGUCCAUUAUAAUGAAUACUUGCAGAACGUGUCUGAAAACUCCAGCCGAUAAAGAUAUUUCCGACCUGGAAAAGGGCAUAAAAGAUGAUAACACAAGCAUCGACAUUAUGUUGUUUUGUUUAGAUAUAAAGGUUACGGAAGACUCCAAAAUAACAACAAAUCUAUGCAACAACUGCUAUAGAAAAAUCAUAUUGUUUUACAAAUUUAAGGUUGUAUCUCAGAAGACUGAUGCUUAUUUAAAAUCUCUACAUCCCGAUUUACGCUUAGUGGACCGAAAACUUACCGUGUAUGUGGAUGAAUACGGAGUUAAACACGAGAAUCCGUUAGAAACAGAUAACCGUUGUCCAAGUUUAGUUGAAUGCAAUGCUGAAAUUAAAGUGGAAGUAAAUGUUAAGAGGGAAAACACGUUAGAAGUAGAAUUUGAGGAAUUUAAGGGUGAAGAAACAUUUGCGGAUGCUAACUAUGGAGACAUGGGGCCAUUUGAAGAUGUGCCUCAUGAAGAGCCGCUGAGUGUUGUACAAAAUAUUAAACAUGAAAUUAUUAGCAGUAGGACUAAAGAAAAAGCCCCUAAACGUAAACAACAGAAUGGUGCUAACAAAAAAGUGAAACAAUGUAAAGGCACAAAUGUACAAGAGCGACAAAUAUGUGAGGAAUGUGGCAUGUCGGUGCUGGACCUGCAGGCGCACUCCAUCAGCCACCGGCCCAGGGAGGAGCGCCGGAUGCUGCAGUGCAAGGCCUGCCCCAAGAUGUUCGUCACUAAGGGGGGUCGGCACAGACAUUACAAGAUUGCUCAUUUAGGUCUUAAAUCUAAGUGUGAUAUUUGUAAUAAAGAGGUAAUAAGCUUGGCAAUCCACAAGCUGCAAAUGCACAACCGCUCGGCGCUCCCGUUCAGCUGCGUGACGUGCGCGCGCCGCUUCGUGUCGCAGCAGGCUCUCCACAUGCACAUGGUCAUCCACACCAGGGACCUGGCCUUCGAGUGCGAUGUCUGCCAGAAGAAGUUCCGCUCUAAGGGACAUGUCUCCAGACAUAUACGGCAGGUCCAUGUGAAAGAGAAAAAUCAUCAAUGCGAAAUAUGUUCUAAGGCUUUCUUUGACAAAAAUAUGCUUCAGGAACAUUUAGGAUCGCACACGACGGAGCGCCCGUUCCAGUGCAGCGAGUGCGGCAUGUCGUUCUCGACCAAGACCACGCUCAGGAAGCACCGCAUCGUGCACAGCGACGUGAAGAAGUACCACUGCGACCACUGUGACAUGAGCUUCAAAACUAACAGUUACCUAAAGUCGCAUAUGAUCAAGCACACGCAAGAGAAGCGCUACCCGUGCCAGUACUGCGACAAACGCUUCGGCCGCUCCGACUACCGCCGCCGGCACGAGCUCACUGCGCACCAGAAACAUCUGACGGCCGGCUGAACACCCUAUCUCCAUAGUAAUACGGUUCAAUGUCGAACACCUCGCUGGAUCCAGGUGCAGAAAUAAGUUGGUUUUG